AGAAGGACGGCAGAGGCGAAGGAACACAGCUCUGUCAGCUGGUAAAAAGAAAAGAAGCUGCAGUGUUAUACUAAAACGAUGAAACCAUCGGAUAAGCCUACUCCAAGGAACUAGUUUCUUGUCUAGUUUUAUUUUUUUAUUGAAUUAAAUGACGUAGCUACUAUUCUUCUGAUCAAAUUUAUGAUUAGCGACUGCCAGUGAAAGAGGGCUGUGUCAUUGAGAAGGCAGGACACGUCAGGAGAGAGAAAACGCUGGGAAGCUACAAAUUCUAUUAACAUUACAGCUAACUCCUCUUACACAGCUAGGUCGCUAGCUACUAAAACCAUAAAAUCAUAUCAUCCAUAUCGGCCUCGUCGUUGAUAAGUGUGGUCAAGCUGGAACAGAUAUCGUCAACCAACGCUUGGAUCAAGGGUAACGUUAGCCCCUAAAAGGACCUAAAGGCGACGGGAUCGAAUAUUGCGUGGGGGAUAAGAGAACUGCACCAGAUAAAUGGGGGAUUACGGGUUUGGAGUCCUAGUGCAAAACAACACUGGUAACAAGUCUGCUUUCCCAGUAAGAAUACACCCACAUCUCCAGCCUCCUCAUCACCACCAAAACACCUCUCCAAGCCCUGCCACCUUCACGAGCAGUAACACUGCAGGGAAUGGCAACAGUAGUGGUUCCCCCUGGCUGUUCCCCACCACCAAUGCCCACAGCAGCAUGCAAGAUGAAAUGCUUGGCUCUGAGAAGGCCAAAGUGCAGCAACAGGAAAUUCAAGAAACACAAGAGAAGCAGCAACAGCAGCAGUCGCAGUUGUCCCCAGCCCCCCAAGAAAGCGGGAUCAUAUCAGAAAUGGACAAGGCUCGAUCUGAGGAGGGCAAGGGUGAAGGUAGCCCCUCGGAUGUUAGCAAUGGCAAGGAGAAGCUGCGUCUCGAAUCUCCUGUGCUGACGGCCUUUGACUACCAAGAGGCUCCAGGAUUAGGCACGGCUGCCCAGUCCAGUUCUUCCUCCUCCUCCCUGACCAGCUUCAACAACUGGUCCGCUGCUAUUCCCCAGACCCCAGCUUCCACCAUCAUCAACGAGGACAUCAGCUUCUUCAACCCGGCUGCCUCAGCCAACAGCGGGCCGCUGCUGUUCCAGAACUUCUCACACCACGUGAGCCCGGGCUUCGGGGGCAACUUCUCGCCCCAGAUCGGCCCCAUCUCGCAGCACCACCCUCCGCACCCCCACUUCCAGCACCCGCAUAGCCAGGCGCACCCCCAGCAGCACCGCCGCUCCCCGGCCAGUCCGCACCCGCCGCCGCCCUUCCCCCACCGGAGCGCGGCGGCCGCCUUUAGCCAGCUGCCGCAUCUGUCUAACAACCUGAGCAAGCCCCCGUCUCCAUGGGGCAGCUACCAGAGCCCCUCACCCUCGCCCUCCUCCACGUCCUGGAGUCCCGGCGGGGGUUACGGGGGCUGGGGGGGCUCCCAGACCCGGGACUACCGCAGGGGCCUGAACGGCGGCGUGCCUCCCCUCAACUCCAUCUCACCUCUGAAGAAGACGUUUCCCAACAACCACGUCGUGCCCUCGCAGAAGUACUCCCGUGCCAGCCCUGGCUUCAAUCCAAAGUCCUGGAUCGACGAGAGCGUAAGCCGGAGCGAGAACAUCUUCCCUUUCCAGGAGCGCACUCGUUCGUUUGAUGGCUUCAACAUGCAUUCGCUGGAGAGCUCCCUCAUCGACAUCAUGAGGGCUGAACAGGACACCCUUAAAGGCCGGCUUGGAUUCACACACCCUGCUGGAGACAGUCCUUUGCCCAUAAAUGCAAGGAAUUAUGGGAGGAGACGAGGCCACUCGUCCCUGUUCCCCAUGGAGGACGGCUUCGGGGAGGACGAGCGCGGGGAGCAGAGCCUGCCUGGCCUGGGCUCCCCCCACUGCUUCCCCCACCAGAACGGGGAGCGCGUGGAGCGCUACUCGCGCAAGGUGUUCGUGGGCGGCCUGCCCCCGGACAUAGAUGAAGAUGAGAUCACAGCAAGUUUCCGUCGCUUCGGGCACCUCUUUGUGGACUGGCCUCAUAAGGCCGAGAGCAAGUCCUACUUUCCUCCCAAAGGUUAUGCCUUCCUGCUGUUCCAGGAUGAGAGCUCUGUUCAGGCCCUGAUUGACGCCUGCAUUGAAGAGGAUGGAAAACUUUACCUCUGCGUGUCCAGCCCCACCAUUAAAGACAAACCAGUUCAGAUCCGGCCCUGGAACCUGAAUGACAGUGACUUCGUCAUGGACGGCUCUCAGCCUCUGGAUCCGCGUAAAACCAUCUUUGUCGGCGGAGUGCCCCGCCCGCUUCGUGCAGUGGAGUUGGCUAUGAUCAUGGACAGGCUGUAUGGCGGCGUGUGCUAUGCGGGAAUUGACACCGACCCCGAGCUCAAGUACCCCAAAGGAGCAGGGCGGGUCGCCUUCUCUAAUCAGCAGAGCUACAUAGCGGCUAUCAGCGCUCGCUUUGUGCAGCUGCAGCAUGGGGAGAUCGAUAAACGGGUGGAAGUGAAGCCAUACGUGCUGGACGACCAGCUGUGUGACGAGUGCCAGGGCACGCGCUGCGGAGGCAAGUUUGCGCCCUUCUUCUGCGCCAACGUCACCUGCCUCCAGUACUACUGCGAGUACUGCUGGGCGGCCAUCCACUCACGCGCCGGCCGAGAGUUCCACAAGCCCCUGGUCAAGGAGGGCGGAGACCGGCCUCGCCACAUCUCCUUCCGCUGGAACUAGAAGGCAGGCGAGAAAAGAUGCUAAAAAGAUAAUAGCCCGAUGUGGAGAAGAGAGUGAGUGAAGGAGGGAGAAAAGGUGUGAGAGAGGGGUGAAGAAGAAAGAAAGAAAGAGAGAGAGAGAGAGAAGCGAGAGAAGGGGGUAGGCAAAAGAAGGAGUCGCAGAAACAUUGUAUAAAUAAAUGCACUUUUCUGUUGCUGGUUCCUUUAGUUUAAUUUAAAGAUUUUAAUUUGUAACUUUAAUAUAUAUUUUAAAAGUCAAACCUUUGAAAAGAGGAAAAAAUGGAUUUUAUUAAGAAUUGAAAGAAAAAUGUAUGUACACAAAAAAAGAACUCAUUUCUCUAUUUUUUCCAUUAGAAUUUAUUUUUCUGGUUUUAGUGCAAAUUGAGUUGUGAAUUUUAUUAUUAUUAUUGUUGUUGUUAUUAUUAAUAUUAUUAUUAUUAUUAUUAUAAAUCCUCCCUAAAGUUUGAUAUUCUUAACCAAUUGGCUCGACCCACUAUGUGUGUGAAAAAUCCAUUUAGACUCGCAGUGUCUCUGCUCCAUCAUGGCUGCGUGAAAGGUGCACUUAGUUCUUUACCUUUGAGUGCAGAUAUGACGUUAGACCCUCAGAUUUAAACCAAAGCGCAAUCACUUUUGGUUUCUGUAGAAAAGGAAAGCAAAGAAAGGAGAGAAAAAAUUUUAGACUUCAGACUUCAGAUUUGCAGAUUCUCUCGAAGAUCAAACGACCCGAACAUUCGCUCAUUGAAAGGCCGCGCUGAUUUCGUUCUCUGCUACUUGAUGUGAGUGAUUUAUUCCCCCUUCCCCUCUCCCCUUCCCCCCCGCAGGUGUUUUUGGGGUGCGCUUUGACCUCCAUUUUUGACAUGCAAAAACUAAUACCUCAAACCUAGCUGCUAAUGUUAUGAGUAACGUGUAGAGCCCCAGCCGGUCUCUUACUCCUCUCUCUGUCCCCUUCACACGCUACCACCACCGCCGCCGCCAAGGGAAAGGACGUCGGCAAAGGCACUUUGAUUUCCCAAAACACUGCUUUGUCAGUUUCCUGUGAUUUUUUUUUAUUCUAUUAUGAUUUUUUUUUACUUUUAUUAUUUUUAUUUUGUUUCCUCUUUUCUGUCUUGUUUUAAACCCUGCUGGAUCUGGAGACGCUCAAGUGAAGAGAGGAGCAGGGUGAUGCUUUUUGGGGAAUGUACAGUUUAGCCAUGCAGUGAUAUUGGGAUACUUAGAGACCCACUCAUAUAUUUAUAUAGAAAUACCAGGUACACAUAUACCAGGUAUAUCAUACCAUAUAUAUAUAUAUAUAUAUACACACCUGAUUCUUCUUGACAUGAGGGAACAGUUUGUCCGUGUUUGUUUCAGAAUACUUCUUUUUUUCCCUUCUUUCUUUCUUUCUUUCAUUUUAAACCCUGAAGCGCAACUAUACUACCCAGUCCCCUCCUUAUGUGAUGCAAGUCUCGAUCUAAGCAAAGACCCAAACCGAGAACAGAGCAAAGGACAAGUUACAGUGACCGAGAGGAGACAGAAUGCACACCGGAGAGAAGGGUGUGUGUGUUUGGGAGAUGGAGGCAGUCUGGAGACUAACACUUUUGCUGAAGUAGCUCCCUUCUGGGGAUUUAGUCUCUGUCUGUUCACCUCUGUCUCUCCCUCUCAAUCUCUCUUUGUUAAGCAGAGCUACAAAGACCAGACCCCAACCAAAGAGAGCAGUCAAAAAGCCAGGGACACUUUGUAUUUUUUUUCUUCUUUUUUUGUUUCUUCCUUUCCAUCAUUAUCAUCCAUCUGUCCUUUCCUCCUUGCAUACUCUCUGUCUUUCGUCAAGUCUUUCAUUCUGUCAUAAUUUCCCCUAAAACAAUCGCUUAAAAAAUUGUGCGAGAUCCCCACUUUUUUGGUAUCCCUCUCUGCGUGAGAACCUUAAGGAGUCCAGAGAAACCAAAGAUUGGCCUUGAAUUGAUAAAUGGUGCAAGUCAAAAUCCAUGGCAACACUAGUGAAAACAACCAAACCGACCCUGCAGCCUGGCUCAAGGGCCUUACUACCGCCCCCCUCCCCCCUCUUUCCAAAGGUCAAAAUGGAGAGAUGAGUUGCUUAAGUUGUCUUGUGUUGAGGAGUUUGCAAUAGGUGUCUGAUAUUGAACAGGUUUUUCUUUUUUUCAAGUUGGUUUAUUUUGUUUUUGGUUGCAGUAGUAUUUUGGAAAUUACAAACAUAACGAAACAAGAAAAAGGAUAUAUAAUUGGCAUAGAAUCGACAAGCUUACUUUAUCUGAAUCUGCUAGCUUGUAAAUGUCAGGGAGUUAAUGCUGAACUAUAACUUGAUACACUAGUGAGAAACUUAUCCUCGUGUUGGCUGGGUGGUGCUUCUCUGCGCUUAUUCAAAGUCAUCACUAUAACUCGGGGGUGAGGGGUGAACACUUUUAGAAGUUUAAAACACUUUUUGAAGAAUUUGCUGUUGAUGAGAUGAUGAAAAGAUUAUUUUAUACAUGGCCUGCUGAUUUUUGGUACAGUGUUUUCUAGCUAAAUUAUUUUGUCAUGCACAUAGAAACAUUUAUUAUGCACUACUUUUCUAAAUAUUUCUUUUUUCCAACAGUCAUUUUAGGCACAUUUUUCACAAAUGGGAAAACUCCUUUUUGCAAUACCUCAAUUUUUCACAUUGUGAAAGGUAGCUUUUAUACUUUUGUUACUGAGAGAACUGCGUAUAUGGAAAAUUUCAUUUUAAAGAAAAAAAAGUUAAGUGAUUUUAAUAUAUAUAAUUUUAAAUUAUGCUUUUUAUACAUUUCAGUGCUGCGGAAACUAUAAAACAAAGUGUGCACUUGUGUUAAUGCGACUACUGCAGAGGAGGGAUCAAAGUGUAUAGCUUAAGGUCUUGGAUCUUGUACACUAGUUGAACAGGAAAAAAAGUAUAAUAAAUUGGGGAAACAGACAAAAACAGCAUGGCGUGAACACAUCGUCUUUUAGAAAUUGAAUGUCAUUGUUUUGGGUAAAAAUGGCUAACCUAGGUGGUAAAAAAUGGUAACUUAUUUUUUUUCUUGCGUUUCCAUAGCUGGAAUCUAACUAUUAUAAGGAGAAUGCAAAAUUGAUUCAUGUUAAAGCUGACUCUCGUAUCAAAAGAAUGGAUGUUUGGUGUUUAGAUAUUUUAACAUUUGAAAAUAUAUAUUCUUGAACUGCCAACUAGCUCCUAUUGUAAUCCUUAGCAUGCAUGGAAGAAAAAAAAAGAUAAACAAGUACAAUUAACUAUUGAAAUUAAUUGUUGUGGUUGUGCACCAGAUGUUUAAAGUUUAAUUUGUUAAGGACACCCCACUCCCUUUCAUAUGUCGAUCUAUACAUACUGGCCCCUAACAACCCCCCACCCCCCACCCCCUCCUUUCAGGCCUCUGCAGAAUCCUCAAAAAAAUAACAAAGAAAAAAAGUAGCAGUGUUGUAACAUCAAAAAAGAAAUACACUGUUAAAGACCUUAGACUCAUCCCUACUAUCUGUUUUUAAGUACGUAAAUACAUUUCUUUCUUUUUUUUUCUUUUUUCAUUUUUCUUUGUCUUUGCGGAAGGGGAACUUUAAGACUUGAAUGUGGUAGAUGUUGCAAGUUAACUUCGAGUUGUUAUGUGCAAUACUUUUUUUUUUUUUUUACUUUUUCCAGAUAAAGACUCUUUGCAAUGUAAUUCUUUAAUGCCAUUUUUAAUUGCAAACAUUUAAAAAAAGGAUGUUAAUGUUUUUCACAGUCAUUUUCUACUGUUAUUGUAAUCCUUUACAUGCUGGUGUUUGUAAAAAGAAAAAAAAAAGACAAGACUAUUUGUACUAAUAUAAAUAAUUGAAGUUAUUUUUAAAACAUUAAAGGUUUUGUGCUCAUUUGCUUAUAUUGAUUAUUUCAAGCUACUGUGAUUGCAUUGUAAUUAUUAGGUCAAUAAUGUAUUUAGCUGUUUAUUGGUAUAUUUUUAAUUGGAAUGUAUAAUUAAUUUUUAUAAUUUUGAUCAGAUUUUUGUUAUAUUUUUGAGGUGAAGCUUUUAAUAUGUUAAAGUGUCUAGUUUUUACUAAUUGCUAUAUUGUGCUCUACAAUAUAUGGUUCACAUUUUCUGAAGGAGAAUAAAUAUUUAAAUAUUUGUCUGUUAAUGAUGUUACUUAAUGGCAAAAUUUCAAUAGUUUUUGUGUAUGAGAAGGUUGUUGUAUUUAUUAAUAGCAUUUUUUACUUAAGAUAUCACCUUAAUUUUUAUUGUCAUUUCACUUUAUAAGUUCCUAUUUUUGUAUUUUUCUUUCUAAUUAAGUUAUGUAAUAAAAUGUCCAUAUUCUAGGAGUUGGUCUGUAGAAGUGCUAGUGUAACAAAAAGAAAAAUCUAAUGUUAUUUAAUUGUUUGCAGCCAACUAUUUAUAACAAUAUGCAUAAUUUUUAAAUAUUUGUAAUGUGAAAUGUUGAAUGAAUAAAACCUAACUGUGAUGAGA
Molecule: messenger RNA, 7114 nt
Organism: Sardina pilchardus (European sardine)
Lineage: Eukaryota; Metazoa; Chordata; Actinopteri; Clupeiformes; Clupeidae
Gene: cpeb4b
Product: cytoplasmic polyadenylation element binding protein 4b
Exons: 11
Coding region: 490-2709 (739 amino acids)
Biological process (GO): negative regulation of cytoplasmic translation
Cellular component (GO): neuron projection; nucleus; synapse
Molecular function (GO): ribosome binding; translation factor activity, RNA binding; mRNA regulatory element binding translation repressor activity
Source: RefSeq, a predicted model, not a curated record